CACGAAGGGCGCGGAGAAAGCGGCGAGCUGCGAAGUCUGUACGAUCAGAUAGAUGACGAUGAGUCACCACGCACGCCGCAGGGAAGGGCGGGUUUGUCCUUUACAGCACAGCGUGCCGUCAACGCGUUUCUCCGGCAACGCAUGAAGACGAACGGGCACGGAGCUCCGCACCAUGGGAAGGGGGCCACUGCAUCCUCCACCGUCUUUUCAGACACAACGACACCUUCCCCUCGGGGGGUACACACAAACGGGCUCGCGGCGCGCAUUCGCAAUCAUCAUCAAGCGAGUGCAGCCGCAGCGGCAUCCGCAUCGUCGUCUGCAGGCAUCGAAAUUGAAGGUUCUGGCUCGAGGACGGUGGGCGCGUCGGCCUCCGCU
Messenger RNA from Amoebophrya sp. A120, 375 nucleotides. NCBI's taxonomy places the organism in Eukaryota, Dinophyceae, Syndiniales, Amoebophryaceae. The record is from the annotation of a GenBank genome assembly.